AAUCGGGUGUCGAGGUUUUGAUGUACUGCUUUGCUUGUGUUUCGUGUAAACGAUUCUCCCGCCAAGAGUUUGCAGCGUAAAAGAAGGCGCCGUAUUCCCAGGUUGAAGUCGCGAUAAUUGUCCAUUGGAAAUGAUAACUCUUUGUCAUGUCCCGUCUUUAGUAUUCACGUAAAAGAAGAAACAGAGGAAACUGAAAUCUUCGGGUAAUUUUCCAGGGUUCCUGCAAAGACUAAUAGAGAAUGUUCACUGAUGAUGAGUUUUUAAAAGCUGCCAAUGAGAUCAAUAACAUAACAGUUGAUGACUUUGAGUUCUUCACUGAGUCUGCUGGUGAUAAAGUUACUUGCAAGAUAUACCGAAGAUAUAAAGAGGAAUCAGGAUUGUAUGAUUAUAAGAUCCUUGGGGAUCUAGUAGAUGUCCCCACCGACACCUGUAAAGCUGUCUAUAUGGACCUAGAUUACAGAAAGAAAUGGGAUUCAUAUGUUAAAGCCCUUGAAGAAUUUGAGGAAUCUGGGGUGAAAGGGAUAUACUGGAAUGUGAAUUACCCUUUUCCGAUGUCUAACAGGGAUUACACUUAUAUCAGAGAGUUACGAGAAUUUGAUAUCAAUGGCAUUCCCACGACCGUGGUUAUAGCCAGGUCACACCCUGUAGCAAGCAUUCCUGCAAAGUCUGGAGUGGUGCGAGUGGCAGACUAUAACCAGACUCUGACUUUUCAAAGUGAUGGCAAGCAAGGCACAAAAGCUUUCAUGUAUUACUUCGAUAACCCUGGGGGUAUGAUCCCUACGUGGCUUAUCAACUGGGCUGCUAAGACUGGUGUGCCUUCGUUCAUGACGUCAAUGAGAAAAGCCUGCCUGGGAUACGAAGACUACAAGAAGAAAUUGAAGAAUUGAAUAUUACGAGAUAUUUAUAUGCAAUGUUCACCUCAGGGUUAAAGUGGUCGAUUAGCCAUCUCUUUUACCCAAAUGAAAAUAUGUAUUGUCAAACAUUUUUGGACACAGAAACUGUCUAUUUUCCAAUAUUUAUUUUUUUACGCUUACCAUACUAUACCAACAUGUACUUUGUCUUGUGGUCAGUCCACAGGAGGCCCAGGCUAAUGGCUUUUCAAGGACUGAUAAUAAAACCGUAUUACAGCCAAAUUCGUUGCUGCGCGACCUCGGCGAAUCCAAAAUCCUUGUCUCGUUUGGGAAUAGCGCGUAGUCAGACACAAACUUUGGGGGCGGUUUGUCUGGUUUUGAUUGUUUGGUUUGAUUGACUAUGCGCUAUUCCCAAACAAAGAAAGGAAUUUGCGAUUCUGGGACCACGCGCAACAACGGAUUUGGCUAUAAAUCUUUAGAUAUUGUCUUCUUGUAGUAGUUUAUGGAAUUUUUGUUACGUGAUUUUGGGUCUUCUAAAAAAAAUUAAUACUCUCUCCUAAUAGGGAGGCUUUUUAGGGGUCAAAAUCGUGCCUCAGAUAUUUUGGGGGUAUCUGAGAGAAAAUACAAUGGGGUAACUUAAAAUUGCGUUUUGGUGUUUUAGGGGUAAUUUUUGCUUGUGGUGUAUUUGGGGAGCAAUUUUUGAUGUUCAGUCAUUUUUAGGGGUAUUAUUUUAAUUUCCCGACGAGCAUCCCGGGGGCUUGAUAAUUUAACGCAGGCAAUUGAAGCGUGAUUGAGCUUUUUUCCAAACAGUGCCAAAGUUUUUACGUAAAAAUGGAUUGCAAGAACGACAGGAUAAAAAAAAAAAUGUCACGCAUGCGCACUAGAGACAAAUUCAAUACAAAGAAACAAAAUGGCGGCCCGAAGCGUAUAAACGCAUGGGGAUCUUUGAAGGCUUCUCACACUUAUAUUAUUGAUGUGAUUUCCCUCAGCUUCGAAACCUCAAGUCUAUAGAUAACAUCAAAUAGUAAGGUCAGCUUCGAUUGUACCUGUGUUAUCUUCAAUAGUGAAUAAAUCUGCUUAUAUCUA
Messenger RNA from Nematostella vectensis (starlet sea anemone), 1937 nucleotides. Its product is annotated as phosphatidylcholine transfer protein. The transcript is spliced from 8 exons. Bases 240 to 887 code for a protein of 215 amino acids. The record is from RefSeq and is a predicted model, not a curated record. Gene Ontology annotation, molecular function: phosphatidylcholine intramembrane carrier activity; phosphatidylcholine binding. NCBI's taxonomy places the organism in Eukaryota, Metazoa, Cnidaria, Anthozoa, Actiniaria, Edwardsiidae.